AUGGUCAUCGGCAACAUCUAUGUAAUUUCCGCCGUCGCCGUCGUCGGCGGUGCCCUCUUUGGUUUCGAUAUCUCGUCGAUGUCGGCCAUCUUGGGUACCAACUCCUACAAAUGUUAUUUCAACCAAGGUCCCAGGGGUCCUCCGUUCAACGAUGAUGCCGAGUGCUCUGGCCCAGAAUCGCUGCGACAGGGUGGUAUCACUGCUGCUAUGCCCGCUGGUUCCUGGCUGGGUGCCCUGAUUUCUGGUUUCCUCUCGGAUAUCCUUGGUCGUCGGUAUGCCAUUAUGAUUGGCUGUAUCAUCUGGCUCAUCGGAUCAGCUAUCUCUUGCGCUUCACAAAACAUGGGUAUGCUGAUCGCGGGUCGUAUCAUCAACGGCUUGUCUGUCGGAAUCGAGUCUGCCCAGGUUCCCGUUUACAUUUCGGAACUCUCGCCGCCGUCAAAGCGUGGUCGUCUGGUUGGUUCACAACAAUGGGCUAUUACUUGGGGUAUUUUGAUCAUGUACUACAUCUCCUUCGGUUGCUCAUACAUCGGCGGCAAAAACUCCUGGGACUACAGCACUGCCAGCUUCCGGAUUCCGUGGGGUGUCCAGAUGGUUCCCGCCGUCUUCCUUUUUGUUGGCAUGCUUUUCCUCCCCGAGUCGCCCCGUUGGUUGGCGCGCAAAGAUCGUUGGGAAGAAUGCCACUCUGUUUUGACGUUGGUUCAUGGCAAAGGUGACGCCAACAGCCCUCUUGUGAUCACAGAAAUGCAGGAGAUUCAGGACCUGUGCGAAUUCGAGCGACAAAACAAGGACGUGACAUAUUUCGAGCUGUUCAAGCCCACCAUGCUCAACCGUACUAUGAUCGGAAUGUUCACUCAGAUCUGGUCCCAGUUGACUGGAAUGAACGUUAUGAUGUACUAUAUUAAUUACGUUUUCCAAAUGGCUGGAUACUCCGGUGAUGCCAAUCUGAUCGCCUCCUCGAUCCAGUACAUCAUCAACGUUGUCAUGACUAUCCCAGCUCUGCUUUGGAUGGAUCGUUGGGGUCGUCGUCCGACCUUCUUGAUUGGCUCUGCAUUCAUGAUGGUCUGGAUGUACGCCAACGCAGGUAUCAUGGCAUCAUACGGUACACCUGUCCCGCACGACCAAAGAAACACCCCCGAGCAAUCCAUGAGCCUGACGGGCGCCCCGGCCAAGGGUCUGAUUGCAUGCACCUAUCUCUUCGUCGCCAGUUACGCAGUUUCCUUUGGACCAGCCUCAUGGGCCUACCCACCCGAGCUCUACCCCCUGCGCGUGCGUGGUAAGGCUGUGUCGCUGUCCACCUCAGCCAACUGGGCCUUCAACACUGCUCUUGGACUCUUCGUGCCCGUUGCUUUCGAGAACAUCAGCUGGAAGACGUACAUUAUCUUCGGCGUCUUCUGCACAACCAUGCUGAUCCACAUUUUCUUCAUGUUCCCCGAAACAGCCGGCAAGACCCUCGAAGAGACGGAGCGCAUCUUCACCGAUCCGAACGGUAUCCCGUACAUCGGUACACCAGCGUGGAAGACCACAAAGUCGACUGCUGUCGUUGCUGCGUUGGAGCGUGGAGAUGUCGAGGCGGCUUUGGAGAGGAAACAGGUGGCUGCGCAGCAUGAUGAGGUUGUUGAGACUGAGAAGUCUGAGAAGAAGGGGUGA
Aspergillus chevalieri is the source of this 1647-nucleotide messenger RNA. RefSeq names its product sugar porter family MFS transporter. Gene Ontology annotation, biological process: carbohydrate transport; transmembrane transport. Gene Ontology annotation, molecular function: carbohydrate:proton symporter activity. Gene Ontology annotation, cellular component: membrane. The record is from RefSeq and is a predicted model, not a curated record. Bases 1 to 1647 code for a protein of 548 amino acids. Lineage: Eukaryota; Fungi; Ascomycota; Eurotiomycetes; Eurotiales; Aspergillaceae. The transcript is spliced from 4 exons.